CGUCCAGCAGCUGAUCGGUAAUCCAGAAGAAGUUUCCCCUCAGUUAGGGGGGAGCUCCACUUUGAAGCAGGAGACUCCACAACCACCCUGCAUUAAAAAGGAAGAGAAGGAACUCUGCAUCACUCGGGAGGGAGAGUGUCUUCUAGGACGAGAGGAAGCUUAUUACACCAAGUUUCCACUGAGUAUUCUCUCUGCGAAGACGGAAGAUGAUGAAGAGAAACCACAAGUAGACAACCUCUUAACGCCCCUAUCAGAUAGUGAGGCUGAAGACGAGGUUGAAGAACCUUUGCGCAUCAAUAAAGACUGUGAAGGUGAUAUGAGGACUCACACUGACAACAAACACUCUGAAUGCUCUUCAAAAAAGAGAGGUAAAAAAUGUUUGAGCUGUUCAAUUUGUGCUGAAAGUUUUACUAAAAAGAGCCAUUUGACUCAACACAUGAGAACACACACAGGAGAAAAAUUACUUAAGUGUUCAGUUUGUGGCAAAAGCUUUUCUCAAAAUAGCCGUUUGACUCGACACAUGAGAACACACACAGGAGAAAAACCAUUUAAUUGUUCAGUUUGUAGCGAAAGCUUUUCUCAAAAUAGCCAUUUGAAUCGACACAUGAGAACACACACGGGAGAAAAACCAUUUAAUUGUUCAGUUUGUGGAGAGAGCUUUUCUCAAAAUAGCCAUUUGACUCAACACAUGAGAACACACACAGGUGAAAAACCAUUUAGUUGUUCAUUUUGCGGCAAAAGCUUUUCUCAAAAUAGCUCUUUGACUCAACACAUGAGAACACACACAGGCGAAAAUACAUUUAAUUGUUCAGUUUGUGGCAAAAGCUUUACUAUUAAGAGGUAUUUGACUGAACACAUGAGAACACACACAGGUGAAAAACCAUUUAUUUGUUCAGUUUGUGGCAAAAGCUUUUCUGUUAAGAGCACUUUGACUGAACACAUGAGAACACACACAGGUGAAAAACCAUUUAAGUGUUCAGUUUGUGGCAAAUACUUUUAUAAAAAUACCUCUUUGACUGAACACAUAAGAACACACACAGGUGAAAAACCAUUUAAUUGUUCAGUUUGUGGCAAAGGCUUUUCUGUUAAGAGGAAUUUGACUCAACACAUGAGAACACACACCGGUGAAAAACCAUUUAAUUGUUCAGUUUGUGGCAAUAGCUUUCCUCAAUUCAGCUCUUUGUGUCGACACAUGAGAACACACACUGGAGAAAAAACCAUGUAAUUGUUCAGUGUGCUGUAAAAGGUUCCCACAUAAUGCAGUCACAGUAAAACACAUAAGAACACACAAAGGGACAUAACAAAUUAGCUGUUUAGUUUGUGGUAUGUUGCUCAUAUGUGGUGACAUCCACCCUACCCAGGACCUCCUCACUGCUUCUUUCACAAAUAUCUGAGCUAUUCAUACAAACUUGGAUUAUUUGGAGCAUAAUCUUAUCUACUCAUGACCCCAUGUCUUCUCUGUAUCUGAAACCUUCCUGAACAGUAAGAUAGAUGAUGCUUCAAGUGCUUGGUUACUCCUUCUUCAGUCCAGGGACCUGGGGCCUCAUGUGUCAAGUUUGUGCACGCUCAAAAACCUGCACUACACCCUUUUUCACUGCAAAGUUGAGAUGUAUUAAAACUGACGUUGGGAUGCUGGUUAACUGUUCCCACAACAAACUGCCAACUUUUACUCCUCAGACUGAUUGAUGUGCAAAUCAGAGACAUAUGAACAAUUAACCCCCAACACCCACAACCCCACCCCCACCUCUCUCGACUUUCGGACAUAACAGGUUCAAUCCGGCACACGAGAUGAGUUUGCGAAGUGUAAAAUUCAGCUGCAUUUUUUAAUGAAACAAACUGCUGUUCUAAAUGGGUCCACUGGAUGUCGCAAUAGCAAUUCUGUUAGGCAAGCAAAUAGUUUAUACCGGGGCGAGCAAGUAUACCAAGCAAGAGGUACACAGUAAAGCGGGGCUGUGACUCCUCCCCCUGCACCCAACGUAAAACAAGAGUAAAAUAAGCAAUCAGUAACGCCACUUAAAAUGCAGCAUGAGACACUGCACACUGAUAUAGUUCUGUGAAAAUGAUUGUCUUCUGUGCAAAUGUAAAGAAAGUGAACAGUGUGUGAUUUACUGCAAUACUGUCAGUCUUUUAACUUUUUAUUUGUGCUUUGUAGAAACACUGAGAUUAAGUCUAAAUUCAUUGUGUUCUUCAAGGUGUUUUUGAAAAUGCACCAUUCCCCCCCAUAAUUUUCAACUAAAUUGAAGUGUUUUGUCAAGUUAUUUGUGAUAUGUACAUUUUCAGAAUGUGCUGGUUCUAUUUUAGUCUG
Entelurus aequoreus (snake pipefish) is the source of this 2305-nucleotide messenger RNA. RefSeq names its product gastrula zinc finger protein XlCGF8.2DB-like. Bases 317 to 1225 code for a protein of 302 amino acids. NCBI's taxonomy places the organism in Eukaryota, Metazoa, Chordata, Actinopteri, Syngnathiformes, Syngnathidae. The record is from RefSeq and is a predicted model, not a curated record. The transcript has a single exon.